AUGGCAUCUGAACAAGAAACCUUAAUAGCUCAAAACGAAGAAGCUUAUAGAGCUGCGAUGGCUGCAUUGGCAAGGUCUCACGAAUGGGGAGAGUUGUAUUCAGAUGAAUUUGUAAGAUCAUAUGUUGGUUCUGACGAAGACCCAACCUGGAACAUCAAAGUUGAAGGUCCUCUUAACAAGCCAGCUCAAGUAGCGCUUGAGUAUUUUGAAGGACACUGGAACCAGUUCCAAGAAGAACUAUCCAAAUUUCUGAUAAUUUUUCCUCAGUUUAUUUUGUUUUAAAAUUUCUUAUAAAUACAUGGUAAAAUAAUAUAGCAGGUAUCGUGAAGAAAAGUGAAAUUCAAAAAGUUUACCCGGAUGGAUCCAAACUGUGUCAUGAAGAAUUAAAUUUCACUCAAGGAAGCCAACAUCUCUGGGGCUACCAUACAAGAAAAGCAGAAGCUGAUGGAAUUGUGGAAGAAGUCAUAUCUGAUGCUUAUCUUCCAGAAUUGCCGAGUGAGCGAGCAUUUAGAUUGAAUUUCUUAUUAGUCCAAUUUAUCCCAAUUGAUGACCAUAGUAGUCAAUUAAGGGCUAUUAUUGCAAUAACACCUCCAGUCGCUGUUCCAGCUGAUAAAAGAAGAGAACUUAGUAUCUUGCGUGCUGUUUUCUAUAGCAGAAUCGUACAACAAGUCAGGUUAGUUAUAUAA
Molecule: messenger RNA, 686 nt
Organism: Blepharisma stoltei
Lineage: Eukaryota; Ciliophora; Heterotrichea; Heterotrichida; Blepharismidae
Source: the annotation of a GenBank genome assembly